Molecule: messenger RNA, 981 nt
Organism: Hipposideros armiger (great roundleaf bat)
Lineage: Eukaryota; Metazoa; Chordata; Mammalia; Chiroptera; Hipposideridae
Gene: BAD
Product: BCL2 associated agonist of cell death
Exons: 4
Coding region: 123-611 (162 amino acids)
Biological process (GO): extrinsic apoptotic signaling pathway; regulation of mitochondrial membrane permeability; cellular response to hypoxia
Cellular component (GO): mitochondrion; cytosol
Molecular function (GO): cysteine-type endopeptidase activator activity involved in apoptotic process; protein kinase binding; protein phosphatase binding
Source: RefSeq, a predicted model, not a curated record
CUGGUCACCACUGGCGGGUCGGGCCGGGUCCUGAGGCUCCACAGCACCAGGGAUCCGAAAGGAGAUUUAGGGCCUGGGUGGACAGGCUGAGCUCCCAGCCCAGCCAGACUCAGUCCCAGAGCAUGUUCCAGAUCCCAGAGUUUGAGCAGAGUGAGCAGGAAGACUCCAGCCCUGCAGAUAGGGGCCUGGGCCCCAGCCCCACAGGGGACCAGCCCUCAGGCCCAGGCAAGCACCCGUGUACGGCCCCAGGUCUCCUGGGGGAAGCCGGUCACCGGCAGGGACAGCCAACCAGCAGCAGCCACCAUGGAGGCGCUGGGUCUGUGGAGCCCCGAAGUCGCCACAGCUCGUACCCCGCGGGGACCGAGGAGGAUGAAGAGGUGGAGGAGGAGCUCAGCCCAUUCCGGGGCCGCUCGCGCUCAGCGCCUCCCAACCUCUGGGCUGCACAGCGCUAUGGCCGGGAGCUCCGGAGGAUGAGCGAUGAGUUCGAGGGUUCCUUUAAGGGACUUCCUCGCCCGAAAAGCGCGGGCACAGCGACGCAGAUGCGGCAAAACUCCGGCUGGACGCGCAUCUUCCAGUCCUGGUGGAGAGGAGGCUCCGCCCCCUCCCAAUGACCUUCGGUCCCACACGGCGAAGUUCCCCCUUCGCGCGCCGCCGUUGGCGGCCAUCUUGGGUAUGGGCGGAAGUCGUUCCCGCAGGCCUAUGCAAAAAGGAUUAGGUCUGUCCCUUUCGGAAGUGGUCUGACCCAGGGCCCGAUUCCCUUCCGGUGUGUGCGGGGACCCCCCGGGGGUUCGACCCCAUCGGAAGUUUUGAAGUUUGUCCGCCCGUAGCCACCGGAAGUAGCCCCCUGACCCCGGCGCUGGGCUGCCUCAGGCGCCUGCACCAAGUUGCGAAUCGGAAUACUCUCCAGAACCUUUUCCUCCGCGGUGAUCCUGCGGGCCGACGCUGGCCACGAAAUGUGCUAAUAAAACCUGCGUCUGCGCC